UCUAGUCUUUUUUUUUCAUAUAAUAUGGCCACACCACUAUUAAAAAACUUUCAAUAAAAAAAAUUAUAAAUAAAACCCUAAUGCAUGUCAAUGUUCAAUAUGCAAUCACAACAUACAUGUGCGUUGAUAUUGAUUUGUUUUUAAUUCAAAGAAAUGAGAAUUUCUCAACUGACGAAGAGAAGUUUAUCAGUCAGCUAAACUUAUUUGUAAUGUUUUAUCUGACCACAAAAAAUUAACUAGAAAAUGCUACUUAUUUCUGGUAAAGCUGUGAUACUUUCAUCUAAAAGUUUAGCACCUUCUCGUUUGAUUCAUCUAUCUUCACUUCCUUCAAGAAUAAACUCAUUAAUAACUCCCAGACUCAGAUACUCAAAGUAUAAUAAUAAUUUGUUUCCAUUCAAACAAAAACCCCAAUUUAAAUCAAAGUUUUUAUUUAACAAUGUCAGACAUAAUUCAGUGAGAGAUAAUUCCACGAGUCACAAUGAUUCUGAUUUCAGCAACUCUGAUCUCAAUAAAUUGUUAGAGAAAAAUCUAAUUCAUAGGCCUUCAUUCUCAUCGUCUUAUUCUGCAUAUUCUCCAAGUUCAAAUACAAUUCGUUCAACGAUAUUUAACCGGUAUGGAAAUGUAAUAACUUUAUCCACAAAUCUUCAAAGAUCAGAUUUAAUGACAAAAUAUAAUCUAUUACCAAGAGAUAUUCGAAAAAUUGACUACAAAGCAACUCAUCAAACCAAUAUGGUUCCAUCCAUUUUGGUUCGAGGAGACUUAAUACUAAUUAAUCUAUUGAAUAUAAGAGUUCUUAUCAAAUCAGAUACUGUGAUUUUAUUUGAAUCAAUGGGUUUAUCUAAUUCUCAUUCGAGAAACUUGUUAUUAUAUGAUUUACAAAACAAAUUACAAAGUAAAGAUUCAAGAUUACCUUAUGAAAUUAGAGCAUUGGAAGCAAUUUUCAUAUCCGUAAUAUCUAACUUGGAUUCAGAAAUGAAGAUAAAUCGAACCGUAAUCAAAGGGGUUUUAUCCGAUUUAGAAAAUCAUAUUGAUAGUGAAAAUUUAAGAUAUCUCUUAAUUCAAAAUAAAAAAUUAUCGAAUUUUUAUCAAAAGGCAAAAUUAAUUAGAGAUGUUAUAGAUGAUAUCUUGGAUGAUGAUGAAGUUUUAUCAAGUCUAUAUUUAACGAAUCCAAGGACCAAUAUAGAAGAUCAUGCUGAAGUCGAAAUGUUAUUAGAGACUUAUUUCAAACAUUGUGAUGAAAUUGUUCAAAUCGUAGAGACUCUUAUGUCUAAUGUUAAAACCACUGAAGAGAUUAUAAAUAUAAUUUUGGAUACAAAUAGAAAUCAGCUCAUGUUAUUGGGUUUAAGAUUUGCUAUCGGUUUAUUAAGUUUGGCCUCAAUAAUUUAUGUUGCAAGUUUAUAUGGAAUGAAUUUAGAAAAUUUUAUUGAAGAAUCUUCUUUUGGCUUUAGCUUGGUUGUUGGGCUUAGUUCAUUCGCUUUAUUGGUUUUAUUUGUUUAUAGUUUAAGAGGUUUAAACAAAUUGGAAAAGAUAACAAUGAUGAGAGCAAAACAUUCAUAUAAAUAAUAUUUAUUAAAUUAAAAGGUUUUUUGUGUUGGAACAAGUUAGCUAAAGUCAGCGAAAUUUAUGAAAGCAAAGAAUGUAUAUAUGUAUAUACCUAUUAAUAUAAAUAAAUGAAUAGCUAAAUAAUUUAAUUUACAUAUAUAGAUAUAGAUAUGAAGCAGCCAGUUGUUAAUAUAGUAU
Ascoidea rubescens DSM 1968 is the source of this 1740-nucleotide messenger RNA. RefSeq names its product Mfm1p (gene MFM1). Gene Ontology annotation, biological process: mitochondrial magnesium ion transmembrane transport. Bases 244 to 1563 code for a protein of 439 amino acids. The record is from RefSeq and is a predicted model, not a curated record. Gene Ontology annotation, cellular component: mitochondrial inner membrane. The transcript has a single exon. NCBI's taxonomy places the organism in Eukaryota, Fungi, Ascomycota, Saccharomycetes, Ascoideales, Ascoideaceae. Gene Ontology annotation, molecular function: magnesium ion transmembrane transporter activity.